CAGCAUCCUGCCUCUAAUUGGCCGAGAUCUCCAGCGAUCCCCCGCCUCCAGCCUGUGUCCGUGAGCGCCGGGAGCGGACAUGGCGGUCCUUGGAGUGCAGCUGGUGGUGACCCUGCUCGCGGCCACCCUCAUGCACAGGCUGGCCCCGCACUGCUCCUUCGCCCGCUGGCUGCUUUGCAAUGGCAGUCUGUUCCGGUACGUACACCCGUCAGAGGAGGAACUGCGGGCGCUGGCAGGGAAACUGAGGCCCCGGGGCCGGAAGGAGCGGUGGGCGAAUGGUCUCCAUGACGAGAAGCCAUUGUCCGUGCCUCGAGAUGCCCAUCUCCAGCUGGAGACCUGUCCCCUCACCGCUGUGGAUGCCCUAGUGCUGCGCUUCUUCCUGGACUACCAGUGGUUCGUCGACUUCGCCGUCUACUCCGUGGGCGUGUACCUCUUCACAGAGGCCUACUAUGUUGUGCUGGGCCCAGUCCAGGAGACCAACAUCGCCGUGUUCUGGUGCCUGCUCACGCUGGCCUUCUCUCUGAAGAUGUUCCUCAUGGUGACCCGGCUGUACUUCAGCACCAAGGAGGGCGGCGAGCGCUCAGUGUGCCUCUCCUCUGCCUUCCUGUUCCUCCUCCUGGCCAUGCUGGUGCAGGUGGUGCGUGAGGAGACCCUGGAGCUGGGCCUGGAGCCAGGCCUGGCCAGCAUGACGCAGCACCUGGAGCCUGUUCUGAAGAAGCAGGAUUGGGACUGGAUACUCCCUGCCAUCAAGCUGGCCGUCCGCCUCGGGCUGGCAGUGCUAGGGUCCCUGCUGGGCGCCUUCCUCGUUUUCCCGGGCCUGAGGCUGGCGCAGACCCACCAGGACGCGCUGAUCCUGUCUGCGGACCGACCGCUGCUACAGCUGCUCCUGCACGCCAGCUUCCUGUCGCCCCUGUGCAUCUUGUGGCUCUGGACAAAGCCUGUCGCUCGGGACUUCCUGUACCAGGCACCCACGAGGAACAUGACCUUCUCUGUACCGGCAGAAGGGGCUUUCGACUCUCUGCGCCUCUGGGUGCUGGUGGCGCUGUGCCUGUUGCGGCUGGCAGUGACCCGGCCACACCUGCAGGCCUACCUGUGCCUGGCCAAGACUCGAGUGGAGCAGCUGCGCAAGGAGGCUGGCCGCAUCGAGGCCCGCGAGAUCCAGCAGCGGGUGGUCCGGGUCUACUGCUACGUGACGGUGGUGAGCCUGCAGUACCUGACGCCGCUUAUCCUCACCCUGCACUGCACACUGCUGCUCAAGACCCUGGGCGGCUACUCUUGGACCCCGAGCGCUACUCCUCCCCCACUGGCCGCAUCCCAGCCUUCAGAGGCCUUGAUCCCCGGAGACCCUGCAGGAGAUGAGGCCCAGCAGACUGCGGCCCAGGUGGCAGGGAUCCUGGGUGGCCUGCUCACGCCCCUCUUCCUCCGCGGCCUGCUGGCCUACAUCAUCUGGUGGACCGCUGCCUGCCAGCUGCUCGCCAGCCUCUCCGGCCUCUAUUUCCACCAGCACCUGGCAGCCUCUUAGCACGAAGGCACUGGGCAUCUGGUUCCUGCCCACAAGGCCUGGCACUGCCCCCGCUGUGUGCCUCGGUGCCCCAGAUGACCUAAGGGUUGGUGUGGGGAACUCUACCAUGUCUCUCACCUCAGUGCCUAGAUCAUGAACCCCUUGAGGCAGUCUCCCCUGGGCCAUGGCCCCCAAGUAUGUGUGUGGGGGGCACUUUUUAUCCCUUUUAUAUCCCAGACACUGGGGACUGAGCAGGGGAGACCUGGAUAGUGAGGGUUCUAGGGAGUGGGAACCUGGAGGUCAGAGGUGGUUAGGCGAGAGAAAGCUAGGGGUGGGACUCUGGCCCAGCAUCCACAUAGCCCUGGUCUGUCACUGUCACCAGGAGGGAGACAACUCUCCAUGCCUGUCUCCCCAGCACACUUGGGACGCUGAGGCAGGAGGGUUAGCCUAGACUAGUAAAAGACUGUGUCUGUAGAAUGAGAAAAAGAAAAAAAGGGGAAGGUGUGAAAGGGGAGCGUGGGGGGAGCUUGUCACCCUCCAAAGCUGUGAGGGUGACUGCUGUCAUGUCUUUUGAGGCCUUGGUGACUAAGGGACACCUCCAACUCCGAAGUUGUCCUUUCGCUAUGACUUAGUGUAUGUGCAUGUGUAUUUAUGAGGUGUGGCGCCCCUGUACAUAUGAGCGCAUACUGAGAAUAAAAAGGGCUCCUGCGA
Messenger RNA from Apodemus sylvaticus (European woodmouse), 2212 nucleotides. RefSeq names its product transmembrane protein 161A (gene Tmem161a). The record is from RefSeq and is a predicted model, not a curated record. Lineage: Eukaryota; Metazoa; Chordata; Mammalia; Rodentia; Muridae. The transcript is spliced from 12 exons. Bases 80 to 1522 code for a protein of 480 amino acids.